GGAGCGUCUGAGGACCCGGGGGGGAAAUGCGGCCCGGGAAAGCGCGAGCGUCUCCAUGGCAACGAGGGCGCAUGGCGCUGGCGCUACUUGCCUCCGGAAGUGACGUGCAGAAGGGUGCCCGGGACGAAACCAUGGCCCAGGAGGCGGCGGGAUGGCCGCCGGAGGAAACGCUGUCACUGUGGAAACGGGAGCAAGCUCGGCUGAAGGCCCGCGUCGUAGACCGGGACACCGAGGCGUGGCAGCGAGACCCCGCCUUCUCGGGUCUGCAGAGGGUCGGGGGCGUUGACGUGUCCUUCGUGAAAGGAGACAGUGUCCGUGCUUGUGCCUCCCUGGUGGUGCUCAGCUACCCUGAGCUCGAGGUGGUGUACGAGGAGAGCCGCAUGGUGAGCCUCACAGCCCCCUACGUGUCGGGCUUCCUGGCCUUCCGAGAGGUGCCCUUCUUGCUGGAGCUGGUGCAGCAGCUGCGGGAGAAGGAGCCGGGCCUCAUGCCCCAGGUCCUUCUUGUGGAUGGAAACGGGGUGCUGCACCACCGAGGUUUUGGGGUGGCCUGCCACCUUGGCGUCCUUACAGACCUGCCUUGCGUUGGGGUGGCCAAGAAACUUCUGCAGGUGGAUGGGCUGGAGAACAACGCCCUGCACAAGGAGAAGAUCCGACUCCUGCAGACUCGAGGAGACUCGUUCCCUCUGCUGGGAGACUCUGGGACUGUCCUGGGAAUGGCCCUGAGGAGCCACGACCGCAGCACCAGGCCCCUCUACGUCUCCGUGGGCCACAAGAUGAGCCUGGAGGCAGCUGUGCGCCUGACUUGCUGCUGCUGCAGGUUCCGGAUCCCAGAGCCCGUGCGCCAGCUCAGCCGUGUGGUCUUCCGAGAGAGAACCCAAGAAACUGUCUCCCAGGCCUUCAGCCCCAGGAACUUUAGGUCGUGCUGCUGCAGACAACACAGUUCCUGGAGCUCCUAGACCUUUUUCCACCUCAGCACGCCCCAGAGUAGGACAGUGGCCCGUCCUUGCAAGGGAGGGGACACCUGGCCUGUGAGUACCUUGAGCAUCUAGAAACAGAACAAGGAUCUGUGUCUAGCACUGGCGAAGAGCCUGCCAAAUCCUGGGCCCACCCUCCAGAGGAAGGAAAGCUGCAGCCAGAUGGGAUAUGCAGCUGUUCCGCACCAGGAGCCCGCAGCUUCUCACUGCUGGUUGUGAGCCGAUGGUCGAGUCCCGCAGGGCUGGCUCUGUCUCUGGGUCCGUUUUCUUCCUGAGGUCACUCACCUCUCAACUGUUCCAGAAGGUUCUGGGAGGGCACAGACAGGGUGAGUGUUGGUCUGCUCUCUCCCUGGCUCCUCCCCGAGCCGUCUUGGUGGCCCCGUGGUCACAGGCGCUGCUGUGCUCCUGGUUGCCAGGUCCAGGCUCUCCUGCCAGGCCAGGCUGGGCCGCUCCAGGGGAAGGUGAGAGGUGCUGGCCCCGCCUACCGCUGCCCCUCUUCCCUCAUGAAUAGAAGCAGGAGCAGGCUGGGGGAUUAGCCCUUGCUUUCCAUGAGUCGCGCAGCCCUGAAGCUAAUCUAAGCCCAUCUGAGCUGGGAUGAGGGGGACUUCCCAGGGCCAGACCCCCCAUGCCCCCAGGGUUCCCACUCAGACCUGAACCCUGUUCAGGUUGCUAGAUCCUGCUAGCAACCUUGCUGUGAGACCCUGCUGGGGUCUGCCGUCAUCCCAGCCUGUGGCCCACCGCCCUCUUUUAUCCUGGUGAUUCCGGAGGCGGGACAGAGGUUACUGCUGAUCUCUUCAGGCAGGGGACAGACCAGCUGGGCUCGGAGUCCCCAGAGAAGCAAGUGUUAGCAGGGAAGCCUCGGCUUGCACACAGCCUACAGGGAAGCACAGGCUGGAAACCAGUGAAGGCUGAGCAGCUCCAACUGCCACGGGUGGGGAGGAGACCCAGGACCCGCUCGCUCAGCCUGUCCGCUCACCAGCUACUCAGGCCCAUCAGGGACUGCCCAGCUUGGUGUGAGAGCUGCCGUCGUUGCAGGGCUUUGACCCCAAAGUUCCAGGCAUGCCUGUCACACACUCGCCAACAGGGCCGCUGCUCCUGAGCCUGAAAAGCUGGCUGUGAUCUGUGUAUCCUGAAUGGGCUUCUGUGGGGGAUGGAGGCAUUGCCACCAGCAGCUCCUGGUGGGAAACUGGUCCACAGGCCAGCUCAGCACCCAGCAGCACGUCUGUCUC
Molecule: messenger RNA, 2203 nt
Organism: Chlorocebus sabaeus (green monkey)
Lineage: Eukaryota; Metazoa; Chordata; Mammalia; Primates; Cercopithecidae
Source: RefSeq, a predicted model, not a curated record